AUGUCGACCCCACCACAGCAGCGCCCACCUCCUUCCCCCGCUGCCCCGCCCGCCGUCGCGCCCGCUCCUCCGGCGACCGCCACGCACACGCUGCCCCUGCCCCUGCCGCGCGCCUUCCUCGCCACCUCCGCGCCGCAGCGCGCCCCGCCGCCGCCGCUCUUCACCGGCCGCGCGCUCAACCCUAACCCUACCCACGCCUCCCCCACCCACGGCAUCCUCUACCCCGUCGGCGCCACGCCCUCCUACCCUGCCUCCGCCGCCGCCGCCGCCGCGGUCGCCAGCCACCGCCGCAUCCCCCAGCUCCCCGUCGGGUACCCGCGUCCCCACGCCGUGGCCGUCCCCGUCGCGCGCUCUCCGCACCCGCAGGUGCCCACGCAGCAGCGGUCCUACGCCGCCGUGCCGCGGGCCGUGGUGGCGGGCGUGACCCCGCGUCCCGAGCAGCCUCCGCGAGGGGUUCCCAUAGCCCCGCAGCCUCACCCCAAGGUUGUUACUCCAUCCCCUCGCAAUCCAGGUCCAGCUGUUACUCCAUCCCCUCAAGAGCAUAGCAACACAAAGGAAAGAGAAAGUACCAAAGAAGACGCUUCAACUGUGGUGAUCAACGAUCGCAAAGUUAAUGUGUUGGACAGUGACUCAGGGUCCUUGUAUGCUCUUUGCCGAUCUUGGGUGCGCAAUGGUGUUCCACAUGAAAUUCAGCCAAGCUUUGUUGGAAACGUUGCACCACUUCUUCCAAGACCUUUGCCUGCUUCAGUUGUAGAUUCUAGGCUGUCUGAAAAGGACAAGGAUGCUGAAGAUCAAGAUUCAGAAGAAGAGAAGAAUGAUACUGGUGAAUAUACUGCGGCUGACUUACUGAAGCAGCAUGUAACUCGUGCAAAAAAGAUACGUGCUAAAUUGCGCAAGGAGCGGCAAGUCCGGAUCGAAAGAUAUAAGCAGCGUCUUGCACUUCUUUUGCCACCACCCCCACCUCCACCUAGCGAGUAGCGAGCAGUGACAGACUUCCAUUAAACCGACUGUUUAGAUUGCAAGUGCCUUGGCUUCCAUGUAGCCAUUGUGUUGUCAUGUUACAUUACAACAUUAGAAGAGGCUUAGAGAUCAUUCCAGUUGUUGUACCAUUACUUGUGUUUUAGGAUUCGUUUUGGCUUCCUUAUAAGUUAUAACCAACAGUAGAGUUUGCAUCUUUGCCUAGGAAUGUGUUGUUGCAGACAGCUUAGCAUUUUCAUGAAACAAUUUGCCCCAUGUAAAUAUGAUUUAAGAAUC
Messenger RNA from Lolium rigidum, 1254 nucleotides. RefSeq names its product vegetative cell wall protein gp1-like. The transcript has 7 exons. Gene Ontology annotation, cellular component: transcription repressor complex. Bases 1 to 978 code for a protein of 325 amino acids. NCBI's taxonomy places the organism in Eukaryota, Viridiplantae, Streptophyta, Magnoliopsida, Poales, Poaceae. The record is from RefSeq and is a predicted model, not a curated record.